ACUCCUUCCGCGGGACACAUGAGAGAUGGUUAAGAAGUGGAGUCAAGAAAAGGCAACGGAGCCCGGACGAUGUUUUUUAUUUAAAAGUUGUUUUCGACAUCGACUCUGGAUUUUUUCAUGAUUUUAUCGUUUCUUUCAGUGAGUUUAUUAUACAUUGCUUUUGUUGACAAUACGCAACUUAGCGGCGGCUGACACAGACAGGGACUUUGCUAUUUUCCGGGGGCCGACGUACCUGACGAAGAUGUGGUCUGUGGUCGUCAUCAUCCUCCUGCUGUUCUGCUACGCUUGUCUUUCAACUGGAAAUGGAGAAGUGCGUUUUGUCUCGAAGAACUUUCACAAUGUUCUCCACUGGGACCCUGUGGCGCCGACCUCUGCAGGGGAACAGGUGCUCUACAGUGUCCAGUACCAGAGGUAUGCUGGAGAGCAGUUCCAGACGAAACCAGAGUGUCAGAACAUCAGCGCUCUGACCUGUGACCUGACUGCGGAAACGCCAUCGGUUCCUGACAUCCACUACAACGCCAAGGUGCUCGUUAACGGACGCAUGAUUGGCCGCACCAUCGCCAGGUUCAAACCGAUAGCAGAGACCGCGCUGGGUGCCCCAAACUUGUCCACACACGCAAAUGUGUCCUCCCUGUUUGUUAAUGUCACUCUGCCCUUGGGGCCAAAUGGAGUCUCCGUGGCAGACAUCAUCAGCAACAGCAAGAGCGGGCCGUCCCAAACUGUCAUCGAAUAUACCUUAAAGAUCACAGAGCCAAAGUGGGCUGCGUUGGUCAGUGAAGGCACCACCGGCCAAUUUGUCAUCAACCUGAAAAACAACCGAACUAAAUACUGCGGCCAUGUGGUCUACAAGCCUUUUUCUGAAUGGGGCCGCAACUUGAGUGAGGAGGCCUCAUUCUGCGUCACGUUACCAGAUUACCCAGGGAUGCUCUCACCGUGGUUUAUCGCCAUCGCUGCUCUUCUGGUGGCCGUCGUCACGAUGUCCGUCGCGUGGACCUGCAAUUAUGUGAAGGGUGGAAAGAAAGCCGACAUGCCAGGCUCACUGGGAACCACAUCCGGCACCUCGAAGCAUCAAGUACUGCAACCUCCAGACGGCCGAAUCAUCAUCUCUACACCGGUGGUCUGCAGUCCACAUGUGUCUUCAGUUAGCCAUGUGGGUUACUCACCCCAGGACAUGCCCUGCCAGGCCUGGCAAGACAGCACUGGGACAUCUGAGGACACUGGUGAACACAGUCCAACCUCAAAUCACCAGAGCGGCCAGUCCUCAGGAAUCUACGGUUCAGUGGCUGUUCAGAUACCUGAGGAUGGGAAUCCAGGUGUUCAGCAGGUUACCACUGACCACACAGUGAUCAGGAACCUACCUUUCAGAUCAGAACCCUGGGAUAAAGGUGGUUUAAAGUCAAUGUCACAUGGAGUACCACGAUUACCUGAUCCGGAUGCUUGUGAGAUCAAUGCCGCCAUUCAUCUGCACACGGUGCGGGACCCCAACGGACAACUGGUGCUGCCAUCGCUUGCUCCUCAGCUACAGAGCUGCACAGGGGACACAGGGAGAACCCCUCUAUUAUUGUCCCUCAUAGACUCUACGGAGGAACGCCCUCUGUUGGCAUCACUGCACAGCUUCGACAGCUCGGAGUGGUCGGACUCCGGCUGCGAUGACGGCACUUUGAACUCACCAACCCAGCCAUACGCCAACAGCCAUUAUAUCGCAUCUCACGCACCUGCUCUACAUUUGAACCUGCAGUGUCAGGACGCGCCAUCCUGUGACGCCAUAUUCGAAUCAGUUUACAAACAAAACUGGCUCCCUGAAAUCCUUCAUGAAGCUGCGUCCAAAGACAUUUGUGGAUACACACAGACAAACUAUCGCAGGAACUGGACUCCAACCAAAGAGGAGGAGGAGGAGGAGGAGGAGGAGGAGGAAGGUGAAGAAGAUGACGACAGGGGAGAGGAGAGAUCGAGGCCAAUUGUUCUGGGGAGUUGGCUGGUACGACUUCAAGAAUAGAUCUGUUCUCUAUAAUCGUAGAGAAAACAAUUGGGUCAACAAAUGUUGAGUUGUUUUCAUUCCAGUAGCCUUAAUAACAAAAGAGGGAGGAGACAGUGGAUGGGAUGGGCACUUAAUGACAACAUAACUCAGCAGGUAAAUGCUUUGGAUACUUGUUUGUAUGAAGCAGCCAAGUUGCAAGAGUCAUAAUGUUGUAAUGUCCCUUUGUUUUUCUUUUGUUCUUGGGUUUCGGAGUUGAAUGAUGAUCAGAAAAGUCUUCUUUUUGUAGAGUAUGUCAGAGUGAAGUUGACCUUUGACUUUAUUUUAUCCAAAUAGUCAUUUCUCUGUCAUAUCUGGAGAAUUAAUUCUUGAGUUGUAUCAAAAAAACAGGACCUUUCAGCACCAAGGCCGGAGGAAAGUCAGGAAAGUUUCACCUUCAUGAGAACGUGACCGAUGGGCGGACGAUGUGAACUCAUUACUCCUCUGAAGUACAUCUAACAACAGCCCCAACUUUUCAAACUUCACAACGAUGACACAACAGAAACUUCUUACAGAAACUUCUUACACUCCCUAAAUACACCAACCCUGUCUGGUCACUUAAAAAUUACAGAGUGAGCAAUCAGCCUUGGAUCAGAUACUCGCCGAGUCCGUUGAGCUGUUUGAAGGAGAAAUAAAAUGACUGAACGUUUUAACUAAAAUAUUCUUAUUUCUACACUCGUGGAAACACAUGUCAGUAUUAUAAAUAAUGUAUAAAAAACUAAUUAAAAUCUGUCCAACAGUACUAAAGUAUUGUAAUAUGAAAACAUAUAUAUAUAUAUGUAUAUUUUUGCGUGACACACAGUUCAUGACCUCAUUUUGUUUUCCUUAUUGUUUGCUGCUCUGUCCUUGUAAGACAAACACAGCAUGCAACACUUUUUGAGGAGUUGGGGUCAAGGUGCAGCCACAGUGAUAAGAGCUUGGUUUUUAAAUGGCCUCACGCAAUCUCUUAGGAAACUUGUAAAGUAAUAAUGUCAGGUGUGUUCGGUGUGGUUGAGUCACACUCUGCACAAAACCUGUAUGCUGUGAAGUGUGUGCUUGAUGUAAAUGACUGAAUGCAAUUAUCAAUUACAUUUGUUUUAUUCUGUGUUUAACAGUUUCGACUUUCUACUGUACCAAAUGUUUAUGUUGGAAGGUUGGACUUGCAUCGAAAGAUAUUUACAACAAUGAGAAAAUAACAUGUCUUUGCAUUUUAUAUUGAAUUAUAUU
Molecule: messenger RNA, 3220 nt
Organism: Platichthys flesus (European flounder)
Lineage: Eukaryota; Metazoa; Chordata; Actinopteri; Pleuronectiformes; Pleuronectidae
Gene: ifnlr1
Product: interferon lambda receptor 1
Exons: 7
Coding region: 242-1996 (584 amino acids)
Molecular function (GO): protein binding
Source: RefSeq, a predicted model, not a curated record